Messenger RNA from Fusarium poae, 1128 nucleotides. It is a transcript of the gene NUO40, whose product is annotated as NADH-ubiquinone oxidoreductase 40 kDa subunit. Bases 1 to 1128 code for a protein of 375 amino acids. Gene Ontology annotation, cellular component: mitochondrion. The record is from RefSeq and is a predicted model, not a curated record. Gene Ontology annotation, molecular function: protein-containing complex binding. The transcript has 9 exons. NCBI's taxonomy places the organism in Eukaryota, Fungi, Ascomycota, Sordariomycetes, Hypocreales, Nectriaceae.
AUGGUUUCGCCUCUACUUGCUGCGCGGGUAGCCCGCAAGGCUGCUUUCAAUGUCGCCGGCAAGCGAUUCCUUUCUGAUAUUUCCAUUACUCGAACUGGCAAGCCUAUCAUGCGUGUUGAGGGUGGCCGCUCAUCCCUUGGAGGUCAUACCGUUACCGUAUUUGGCGCAACUGGCCAAUUAGGACGAUACAUUGUUAACCGACUGGCUCGCCAGGGAUGUACUGUUGUCGUUCCGUACCGUGAGGAGAUGGCCAAGCGUCAUCUCAAAGUUACUGGAGAUCUCGGUCGUGUUGUCUUCAUCGAGCACGAUCUUCGAAACACCCCUUCAAUCGAGGCCAGUGUGCGACACUCGGAUGCUGUUUUCAACCUGAUCGGCCGUGAUUAUCCAACCAAGAACUUUUCCUUGGAGGAUGUGCACAUUGAGGGUACCGAGCGAAUCGUUGAGGCCGUCUGCAAGUAUGAUGUCGACCGAUAUAUCCACGUUUCGUCCCAUAGUGCCAACUCUCAAUCCACCUCGGAAUUCUACCGUACAAAGGGCCGAGCUGAGGAGGUUGCCCGCAGCCUUUUCCCAGAGACCACCAUCGUCCGCCCUGCCCCCAUCUUUGGUUUCGAGGACAACCUCCUGCUGAAGCUAGCUGGUGUUACGAACCUUUUCACUUCCAAUAAUAUGCAAGAGAAGUUCUACCCCGUUCACUCGAUUGAUGUCGGCGCUGCUCUUGAGAAGAUCUUCUUCGACGACACCACUGCUGGACAGACCUUCGAGCUUUACGGACCCAAGAAGUACAGCAUGGAGGAAAUUUCCGUCAUGGUUGACAAGGAGAUUUACAAGCAGCGACGACACGUUAACGUGCCAAAGGCUAUUCUGAAGCCUGUUGCUGAGCUGCUGAACAAGGUGCUUUGGUGGCACACUCUGUCAGCUGAUGAGGUUGAGAGAGAAUUCUUGGACCAAGUCAUCGACCCCAAGGCAAAGACCUUCAAAGACCUCGGCAUCGAGCCUGGUGACAUCAUCAACUUCACCUACCACUAUCUGCAAGGAUUCCGAAGUCAGAACUUUUACGACCUUCCCCCUGCGACAGAGAAGGAGAAGCGGGAAGAGAAGAAGUACAUCCACGUCCUGGAUGAAUUGUAA